GAUCGAUGGAGGCUGGGCCCAGAACUGCACCAUCCUCGUCAGCCAUUUGCCCGCGUAUUCCCACAUGCUCUCUCUGCUGCAGCACAUGCUUCUGCUGCCCUAUACUGGUCACUCCGAUCCCGAGGUCAAGGAAGAGCAACUGGCCCAGGAACGCUAGCGUGCUGAUGUGCUGGAACGUGAGAACUUUGAUGUGCAGUCGUGGCUGUCGAAGAAGGAGCUGGAGCUCGGUCUGCGCAUGCAGGAGAAGGAGGAUCUUGAAACUGGUCUGGCACGCAUGCGCGUACGUUUGGAGAAGGAGUCCGCCCAGCAUUCGCAGGCGGUGCAGCACGCGCAGACCACCGAAAUGAGGGCGGAGGAUUUGCAGCAGCGCCUGCUCAGCGAGCAGUAGGUACGGGCCCGUAUGGAGCGUCUGAUCACCGAGUGCAGCAUGCCCGAUAACCAGGUGGUCGGUCUGACUGGCUGCAAUGGAGCUGUGUCGCCGCCGCCACCGCCGCCGCCCUCGGCCAUACCACCGCCACCGACGGCGCCAGCCAUGAUGCCACCACCACCGCCGCCCUGUCCGGGUGCACCGCCUCCGCCACCGUGUGGCGCCAGCAAUGGCUCUUGUGCCUCCCAAGGUGGAGCUGCCAGAGAAGAACGUGCCGCAGCCCACAAGUCUGGGCCCAGAACUGCUCCAUCCUGCCCAGCCAUUUGCCCGCCUAUUCCCACAUGCUCUCUCUGCUGCAGCACAUGCCUCUGCUGCCCUAUACUGGUCACUCCGAUCCCGAGGUCAAGGAGGAGCAACUGGCCCAGGAACGCAAGCGUGCUGAUGAGGUGGAACGUGAGAACUUUGAUGUGCAGUCGCGGCUGUCGAAGAAGGAGCUGGAGCUCGGUCUGCGCAUGCAGGAGAAGGAGGAUCUUGAAACUGGUCUGGCACGCAUGCGCCUACGUUUGAAGGAGUCCGCCCAGCAUUCGCAGGCGGUGCAGUGCUCGCAGACCGCCGAAAUGAAAGUGGAAAGAUGA
Messenger RNA from Drosophila serrata, 1002 nucleotides. RefSeq lists its product as uncharacterized. NCBI's taxonomy places the organism in Eukaryota, Metazoa, Arthropoda, Insecta, Diptera, Drosophilidae. The record is from RefSeq and is a predicted model, not a curated record.